AUGUCCCCGGAUCAGCCGCCACCCCCCGUGCCUGCGGCGGCCGAUGCCAUUGGCGUCACCGCGCCCUCGCGAAGCAACAGCUUCUCCCAGCAGUCGCGAACAUCUGCAGAUUCCCAGACUGCUGCCGACUUCCUUCGCGACCAGCAACUCCUCGAAGCCGACGCCCGUGAAGCCCUCCCCUAUAGCAUCGACAGCUGCACCAAGAUCUUGGGCCCCCUGCGCCAAAACGUCUUCGCCUGCCUCACCUGCAACCCGCCGCCGCCCAAGCCCGGCGACCCCUGGACCCCGGCCGGCGUCUGCUACGCGUGCUCCGUCCAGUGCCACGGCGAGCACAACCUCGUCGAGAUUUUCCAGAAGCGCAACUUCACCUGCGACUGCGGCACCACUCGCAUCCCCGCCACGAGCCCCUGCACCCUCCGCACAAACGACGCCACAAACACAAAGGGGGGCGUGCACUCGGAGGAAGCAGACGCCAACAACAAGUACAACCAGAACUUCCGCAAUCGCUUCUGCGGGUGCGAAUGCGACUAUGACCCCUUUCAGCAAAAGGGAACCAUGUUCCAAUGCCUGGGCUUGGGCACCCAGGACCAGGGUGGCUGCGGCGAAGAUUGGUAUCAUCCCGGCUGUCUGGUCGGCAUGGGCCCCAACUGCAUUGCCGAAGAGGGCGCGGAACAGCCAGAAAAAAAGACGGACGAGGCUGUUGUCGAUGACGAAGACGACCCACCGAUGCCUCCUGGGUUUCCUGAAGAGGAAGAUUUUGAGGGCUUCCUGUGCUACAAGUGCGUCGAGUCGAACCCUUGGAUCAAGUUGUACGCUGGAACGGCCGGCUUCCUCCCGGCCGUCUUUCUCGAUCCGGCCGAAAAACCCUUCAAACCCGAGGUAGACGAUGCCGCUACAAAAAAGCGCAAGGCCGAUGGCGACGCGGAGGAGCAAGUCGAAGCGAAGCGCGUCAAGAACGAACCCCCCGAGGCCGUCAAGUCCCCCACCACCCAGAGCAAGCCAGAACCAGACAGCCCGUCAUCAUCGUCGAACUGCAAACAGUCCAGGUCCCCCCCCGCACCUGCCGGCCGCUUCUCCGUCUUCUUCAAAGACGGCUUCCGCAACCACCUCUGCCGCUGCACCGCCUGCCACCGGCGCAUGGCCCUCGAUCACCCGCAGCUCCUCGAGGAAGAAGACGUCUACGAGCCGCCCCUGUCGGCCGACGGGUCGCAGCACGGCGGCGGCGGGUCGACGCACGGCAGCGGUAGCCUGCUGGAGCGCGGCGAGAGCGCGCUGCGCAACGUGGACCGCGUGCGCGCCAUCGAGGGCGUCAUGGCCUACAACCACCUUAAGGAGCGCCUCAAGCCCUUUUUUCAGCAGUUUGCCGAGAGCGGUCGCGCCGUCGGCGCAGAGGACAUCAAGGCCUACUUUGCGCAGCUGCGUGGCGACGAGCAGGGUAUCCGCGAGGCUGCUGCCGCGGCCGCGGGGUCUGGGGACGGCCACGGCGGCGGCAGCGGCGAGGGGGGUGCCAGGCGGGAGCAGAGCGGGUACUGA
Molecule: messenger RNA, 1533 nt
Organism: Hirsutella rhossiliensis
Lineage: Eukaryota; Fungi; Ascomycota; Sordariomycetes; Hypocreales; Ophiocordycipitaceae
Product: putative zinc finger in n-recognin (UBR box) domain-containing protein
Exons: 5
Coding region: 1-1533 (510 amino acids)
Cellular component (GO): cytoplasm
Molecular function (GO): ubiquitin protein ligase activity; zinc ion binding
Source: RefSeq, a predicted model, not a curated record